Brassica oleracea var. oleracea is the source of this 688-nucleotide messenger RNA. Its product is annotated as probable leucine-rich repeat receptor-like protein kinase At5g49770. The annotation marks the transcript as partial. The transcript has 3 exons. The record is from RefSeq and is a predicted model, not a curated record. NCBI's taxonomy places the organism in Eukaryota, Viridiplantae, Streptophyta, Magnoliopsida, Brassicales, Brassicaceae.
UGAUUUUUCUGUUCCACAAAUAAACUGUUCACCAUGUGGUCAAGGCAGGGAACCGAGUCCAGCUUGCCGCUGUGUGUAUCCAAUUACAGGAAAACUCAUCUUCAGGUCUCCUUCCUUCUCAGGUUUUUCCAAUAACACCAACUUCAUAAUGCUCCAUCAGGGGAUAGCAGAUUUCUUUAGGGACCCCAGUUAUCAAGUGGACUCCGUGGCCAUCAGAAACUUUAGAGAGACUGCAACUGGUCAUCAGCUUCUAGUAGACCUCUUGUUAUUUCCAUUGGACAAGGAGAGCUUUAAUCAGACAGAAAUGAAUAGUGCUAUUUCUGCGUUUAGCACUCAUACAUAUGACCCUCCUGAAAUAUUUGGGCCUUACAUUUUCAGAGCUGAUCAGUACCGUCCGUUUUCUGGAGGUUCCAUUUCAACAAACACGGGCAUUGUCAUCGGAGCAGUAGUUGGUGCCGUGGUUCUUGUAAUGUUGUUAACCAUAGCUGGGAUUUACGGUCUUAGGCAGAAGAAGAGAGCAGAGAAAGCCACUGGUCAAAAUAAUCCUUUUGCCAAAUGGAAUCAGAGUACAAGCAGUGUCGAUGCUCCGCAGCUAACGGGAGCAAAAGCAUUUACUUUUGAAGAGUUGAGGAAAUGCACGGACAACUUCUCAGAGGCAAAUGAUGUUGGAGGUGGAGGUUAUGGCAAG